AUGCUAGCAGUAAUGGCCCGAGGAGACGAGUGCAAAACUGCCACCAAGGCUAACUACGCCUGCAAAUCAUUGGAAGUAUCUGCUCCGAUGAAAAAACCGGUCCAGCAGGUUCCUCAAUACCAAGCUGUAAAAACACCGGAGCAGAAAAAGGACUAUGGAUCUUGGGGCCCUGUGUAUAAGGACAAGAAAUCUUUUACUGAAAUGCACAUCUGCUGA
Arctia plantaginis is the source of this 216-nucleotide messenger RNA. Lineage: Eukaryota; Metazoa; Arthropoda; Insecta; Lepidoptera; Erebidae. The record is from the annotation of a GenBank genome assembly.